AUGGCGCCGACACCAGGUGACCUGUCGGCCCCAGGGUCGGCGAGCUACUCCUCCGACACGUUGACGGUCGGAGACGGUACCUGGGUCUUUGAUAAGAAUACUUUCUUGCUUCCGAAUUUGCAAGGGGUCAACUUCGAGACGAUGCGUUACAAUGGUAUGGGCAACCGUUUCUCGACCUUUGUAGGAUACCACAGCAUCAUUAUGGCUCAUGCCGUCAUGGCUGCACUCGUAUUUCUACUCAUCGUACCUCUCUCCGUCAUGACAAUCCGCUUCUACGACAGGAACCGCAGCCGCGCUAUCGGCUACCAUGGACAACUACAAGUACUGGCGAGUCUUAUGCUGCUGGUCAUUUUUAUCCUAGGGUUUUUUGCUGUCGGCCCAAAGCGCAACCUCACCAAUCCUCACCAUGGCAUUGGUGUUGCCAUCUUCGUGCUCUUUGUUCUCCAACUCGUUGGCGGCCGUCUGGUGCUACACAUUACGAAAUCACGCUCUCUGCGCCGCAUGAUCCAUCAGUGGUCUGGACGCGCUAUUGGCCUCCUCGGCAUUGUGCAGGUUCCGUUAGGUCUGACUCUCUACGGCUCCCCCAAAUACCUCUUUAUACUCUAUGCGCUUUGGAUGUCGUUUUUGGUUCUUCUAUAUUUUAUUCUCAGCUACCGCCAUGCCGGCCACCGCGAUGUCUACUUGACACGCGGCACUAGAUCUGAGGGCGGGAGAACAGAUUUUACGGAUACCGAGUACAUCUCCGAUCACAAGCCCGAAAAAAGCAGUAAUCUAAAGUGGCUAGGCCCUCUCGCAGCGGGUGCUGGUCUCUGGGCCUUGCUGCGCAAUGGAAAGAAAAAGCAGAAUCGUGAACGAAGCCGGAGCCGGAGCCGGAGCCGAUCGCCGUCGUCUUAUCGAACCAACCCCGAGGUGCUUUCCUCCCGCGGUUACUCCGAGAGAUUCUAUGACGAUAAGUACUCGGAGCCACCGCAGCGCAAGAGCAGUGGCGGAGGAUUUAUGAAGACGCUUGCCACUGUUGCAGCUGCUGUCGGGGCUGGAGGUUUGGCUGCCAAUUUCAUGAAGAAGAGAAACAACAGAGAGGAGGAAUAUUCCGCAGUAUCCACAGAUACACCUCGCCGCAACCGCAGCGGGCGUGGUCAACCAAGUGACUACGGCAGCGAAUACACCGACGACUAUACCGCCACGCAGACGUCUUUGUUGCCACCGUCGGCAAACCCAGCCACCACCUACACCACACGAACGACCGGUGAUACGGGGAGACCUACGACGCCACGUUCAUCUUAUCCGUCACGUCGCGACCACGAUGAAUCGGACUAUUCUUCCUACGUCAGCCCGUCACAUCGAAGGCCAGCGGAGAACUCUGGAGGUGGAGGGGGUGGAGGUGUGGCCAAGGGAAUACUCGGCGGACUUGGUAUGGGGUGGAUUGCUAAAAAGCUUGCAGACCGGCGCAACAAGAAGCAAGAGGAGCGGCUACGUGAAGAGGAUGAUAUGCGCUCAGGGACAAACGUUUCUCGCUUCACAGGUGACGGUUAUCCCUCUCCAACGCGGGAUUCGAGACGACCCCCUCCCGUCCGCCGCCAAACAGGGUAUGGCGCAUCCUAUGGCACAGACACCGCGUUGAGUGAGAUGACCGAAUCCUCCAUCGACCAUCCACCCCGAGUCGGUGCGCGAUCUGACAAUAUACAGCCCGUUCCUAUGCCACUACGGCCACCUAGAUCGAGUGGUCCUCCUGUCUCAGAACCGGUUUCCAUGCCUUCUAUGCCGGCAGACCCCCACGGAGUACUGCACUCUGGCGCGGAAGGGUCUUUAGUGUCGACUGAUGCAUCAGCGCCACAGAGAAGACCGUCGGAACGACGCCGCAAAGCUGGAGAGCGAGCCGCCGCGGCCGCCGCAGCACGUGCUAGUAGCCUGGCUGCGAAUGAAGGGAGAAAGCGCCCUGGCGAUGGUGACCGUGAUAGAGAUCGCUACGCGUCACCAAACAGUCAGCCCGUGAGCGUUAAAGUCAAGGUCCAUGAUGAUCGUGAUCGAAAUGUGACUCUCAGGCGACUGACGGAAGAGGAGACCAUGGCUGCUCGAGGCCGUCGCGACUCUGAAAGCAGUAUUUCCGGAAUUGACUCGCCUAGCAACGGACGUGGGUACCGCAGAGCGGCAAGCCCCCGCACCGCAGAAAGGCAAGCAGAGCAACGGGUUGAACAAGAAGAUCAACUAGCACCUUUAUCGCCACCUAAGCCUGCUUUUGCCAAGGGUCGACGUGGGAAAGACUCUGCGUAUUAUUCCGGCGCAGCUGGACCGGCCGGAUCAACAGCGGCCCACGGGCAAACAGUAUCGAGUCUCGGCUCACAAGGGACACACGGUACCUGGAGCGGUAUGAGCGGGCCACCCCCUAGUGAGGGCGACAAGGCGAGCGAAUCCGCCGCCGCGGACAACAGGCGGCGUCGGCGAAUGGAGCGACGAAGAGGUAGCAGUGCCGCGAGGCCAUCUGGGUUGGACAUGUUUGAGUGA
This is a messenger RNA of Cordyceps militaris CM01, 2502 nucleotides long. RefSeq names its product Cytochrome b561/ferric reductase transmembrane. The coding region runs from base 1 to 2502 and encodes 833 amino acids. The transcript has 2 exons. The record is from RefSeq and is a predicted model, not a curated record. NCBI's taxonomy places the organism in Eukaryota, Fungi, Ascomycota, Sordariomycetes, Hypocreales, Cordycipitaceae.